AUGGAAAAUGCGAACAUUUCAGCGCAGAUGUACAACGAUCUCGAUACGGAUAUAAAAAUAUGCAUAGAUGAUGCAAGAAGCACGCAGCUCUACCCCACGAGGUCUUGCCAGCCCCGCGGCUCUAUGUGCAUGGCGAUAGACUACAGUUGCAUCUUCACCCUCGGUUGUCCAAAAGAAUGCACUGCCUGCUCAUUAUGCCACACUUCUAAACUACAAGUAAUUGAAGUACUUGCCGGGAAAGUCAGAAAA
This is a messenger RNA of Ostertagia ostertagi, 249 nucleotides long. The record is from the annotation of a GenBank genome assembly. NCBI's taxonomy places the organism in Eukaryota, Metazoa, Nematoda, Chromadorea, Rhabditida, Trichostrongylidae.